This is a messenger RNA of Debaryomyces fabryi, 4809 nucleotides long. RefSeq names its product DNA-binding E3 ubiquitin-protein ligase. The record is from RefSeq and is a predicted model, not a curated record. Gene Ontology annotation, biological process: histone catabolic process. Gene Ontology annotation, cellular component: Lid2 complex. The transcript has a single exon. NCBI's taxonomy places the organism in Eukaryota, Fungi, Ascomycota, Pichiomycetes, Serinales, Debaryomycetaceae. Bases 1 to 4809 code for a protein of 1602 amino acids. Gene Ontology annotation, molecular function: ubiquitin-protein transferase activity; chromatin binding.
AUGUCCCUGACAAGACCGAAGCGUAAGGCCACUAUUAAUAAGUCUUAUAAUGACGCUAUAGAUGAGACUAUUUUUGACGAUAAUUCGUCUAAUAAUUCGAAUAACUUGAACAAUUCCAAGAAGAAAUCUUUGAAAAGGUCAAAUACUCCUGAAACAGGUCUCAAGAACGGUACCUCAAGCGUUAUAAACCCAAAAGCAAUUCCAUAUAAUUGGCAACCGCCACCCAGUCCGGUUGACUAUUUUUCUUACAAAUUGGACUUAGAAGAUGCAUAUGUUGAUAUAGAGAAUCAAAUAUUAUUUUGUCCGAAUCAACCUCCGAUUCCAAGCUCAUACGAACAAGUAAGAAAACGAAAAUUAAAAGAGCCAUUCAAGUUGACUAAAGGAGAUUACAUAUACAUGAUCAGUGAACCACCAGGUGAACCGUAUUAUAUUGGUCGUAUUAUGGGCUUCACGUCGAAAAAUAAUCGACAUAUUCACCAUCAUGAGAGUGAACAGAAUUCUGCUGGUAGUUCUACAAACAGCCUGGAACUUGACAUACAGGAUAACAAUAAACUUCAUCAUGAAAAUGCUUCUAGUUACUUAUUUCAAAUCCAAUGGUUCUAUAGACCUAGGGAUAUUUCAAAAUCUACCUCCGACUCAAGACUAUUGUACGCAUCUAUGCACACAGAUACCUGUCCUUUACAGAGCUUUAGAGGCUUGGUAACUGUUAAACAUAAACAAGAUGUUGAAUAUGAAUUCAAUAGUAUUACCAAUGACAUUUCCGAAAACAACGGUAAAUCAUCAUCACCAGCAUCAUUAAACAGUUUAGAAAUGUAUUCUCAGCAACCGAAUUGCUUUUAUUUUGAUAAACUUUUUGACAGAUACAUGAUCAGAUUUUACGAUAUACUACUGACUGCAAGCUUGCUAAGAACUAUUAAUAAUGAUGACAAUAAAAGCAAGAAUUUUCUUACAGCAUUGAAUAAGAGAUUUGAGUUUAUAUUUGUCGAAAGCAAUAGAACUAAAUCUUUUGUGAAUGGGUUCUCUUCUGACUCUUGUAAUUGUGAGAUAUGUGGACAAUGGUGUUCUGGACAGGACUCUGUGACAUGUGCUGGUUGUGAGAAACAUUAUCAUAUGUUCUGUCUUGAUCCUCCUUUAUUACGAAAACCAAGUAGGGGGUUUUCAUGGUCGUGUGCUCCUUGUACAAAACAACAUGAUCUUGAGCACCAAAGCAAGAAGAUGUUCAUGCUUUCUCAUGAUAACAAACUGUCUAAUGAGAAGGAGCUUUCCAACGAAAUCAAUGGAUUAGAUUCACCAACAUCUCCACACCAUGACCUGUCUGGCGACGCAGAUGACGAAGAGAUUAAACCAACAACGAACUCAAUCCUACCAAAAUAUGAAUUAAUGGCAAUAGAAUUUUUAAAGAAUGAUUCGCAUUUAACUUUUGAACAAAGAAGACUAAAGGAAGAAUGGUGUAUGCGCUACUUAGGAAUGUACUCUAGAUUAGAAGAUGGGGUCGAUCUUGAUGACAGAUCUCCUUAUCCUAGAGCAUCCACAAGGUUGGGAGCAAAGCAUCAAGCAACGAAUAUUCCUGAGGUAUAUGAUCACCCAAUCGUAUAUUAUGAUUUAGAUAAGCAAUCAAAUUCCAAUGGCACAGUAAGAAAAAAAUCUUCUGUAAAAAAGAAUGGAAGUAAAACAAAAAAACACGAUGCUUCAGAUACAGUUAAGCUACCUGUUCCAGAUCAAUUUAAAGAUAUUUCUCCAAAAGAAUACCCUCAAUGGCUACAACCAAGACCAAAGGGAUAUAUAGAACGUGGUGUGGAUGAUGGUGAAGGUGUUACUUGUUCUUUAAUGUGGAAACCACUAGAUGAAGACUAUCAAGACAAUUUUCAAAGGUUAGAUGCCUUUGUUGAACAAUGUUCACCAAUAGCGGAAAAGUUGAAUAUAUUAGCAACAUCACCAAAUUUUGUCGAUGCAAUUCUUAAAGCUUACUUCGACAAUAAUGGAAAUACUGAUAAAGCACAUGACGAGGUAUCUAACUUAACCAGAAAAUCUUUAAGGGAGCCUACCCUUUCAAAAGAAGAAAUUAAGAGAUUUGAAGCUGGUGUAAAAAAAUAUGGUAGUGAACUAUAUCCAGUUUAUAAAGAAGUUAAAACUAAACCAUUGUCUAUGAUUGUGAGAUUUUAUUACCUUUGGAAAAAAUCCGAGAAUGGUAGAUUAAUUUGGGGUAAUUUUGAAGGAAGAAUGCAUAAGAAAUUACAGAGCAUUGUUAAAGAAGAGCAUUCAUCGAAGGCUAAUUCUAUGAAUCAUCCUCCAACCAUUGAUUUCUUAGCUGAUCACAAUGAUGAUUCAGCGUAUGAAGUAGAAAAAAUUGUUAGCAAUAACUCUAAUUUUGCAUGUAAGCAUUGUCGGACUCACCAGUCUCUUCAAUGGUUCAGAAUAACCGGUUAUGAUGCUAACACAAAAUUUGAAAAAGGUACGCACGAAGAUCUUGAUAAAGAUGCAGUAAUAGGUUUAUGUUUCAGAUGUGCAAGAUUAUGGAGAAGAUAUGCGGUUGUGUGGGAAGAUCCAACUGAAGUUGAGAAAAAGAACAAUAAGCCGGUAGGUGGAUGGAAGAAGAAAGUUGAAUUUGAACUAGUACGGGAUUCUCAAAUGAUCUUAGAAGAGUCGGAAGCCCUUGGUGGUGGAUUAUCGUAUGACAAUAAGAAGCCUCCUUCAUGUAUCAUUAAUGGAACUGCCUCGAAGUCAAGAAAGCUGAUACCAAAAAAGGCUAAUUCUAAUAUAGGUGACAUUACAAACAAUUCUACUGUAAAACUGAAAGGUUCAAGUAAGGAAGAAAAUCCUACUAAGAAGCGAAAGGUUGGUUCUACGCCUAGUAAACCUACUACAACUAAUAUUCCUAAUACAAAGAAACCAAAUUCUAAUAAAUCUAAGGCUGUGGCCAAAUCGACUAAGGCAACCAGCGUUAAAACAACUAAGGUAAAGAAAGAUACUUCUUCCCAAAAAGUUACGCAAAGCACUACCAAGGUUAAACCAGAUAAGAAAGAAUUGAUUAAGGACUCGGAUCAGGAAAAGCCUGAAUCUGCCACUACGAAUGCACUGAAAUCCAAACGUAAGAGAAGUCAAUCUUCGCUCAUGGAAGACUCAAAACUGGAGAAGAAGCCUUCCACUACAGUGAAAAAGGAGCCUAUGCCAGGAGUUAUAAAUUCAAGCUCUACACUUCCCAACAAAAGACAAAAGAAAUAUGUUGACCCUUCUCUAUCGAAUCGUAUUAUUAACCCAAUAUUGAACAGUAAUUAUAUUGCAUCUUUGCCAAUCAAGAGAAUAAAGUUGGAUAAGAAGUCAACACCUUUGAUGACGAAUGAAAUAUUAAGCAACGUUAUUAAAUCAUUCAAAAGUAAGCAGCUUACUGAUCUUGGCACACAGUUACAAGCUUAUCCAAUACCUAAUAAUGCUGUGGUAGAGCUUCCAUUCCUGCCAUUAGAUAGAAAAUGUUGUGUUUGUGAUGAGGAAGACAAAAAUGAAGCUUCUGCACCAGAAAUGCUUAUUUGUUCGAAUUGCGGUGUGAAUGCACAUAUUUCUUGUACGGGUCUUUCAAUUCCUGAUCAAAUACCAAGGCCUAUAAAGCAAUGGUUAUGUGAACCAUGUAUCAACGAUUUAAACCCCCAUUAUUCUACUUUAUAUUCCUGUUGUUUAUGUCUAGCCAAUGAAUCAAACUAUGAGCUAUCCAUAUUGGGACAUCCUUCGGUUAGACCAGAUUACUUAAAACCAAUAUAUGGUUCAGGAAAGUGGUGUCACUUGGUUUGUGCAUUGUUUAAUUCUGAUUUGGUCAAUUUCAGAUCGAUCUCGUCUACUGCUUUCAAUCUGAAAAGGUUAUAUAAGGAAGAAGUGAUAGACCAGUAUUCAAUCAUUGAAUCCAUUCAUAAUUUUACUGCUAUUGAAAACGUCUCAGAGAUCUACUUGCAAAAUUAUACGUCGAAGUGUGGUAUAUGCUAUACAACUAAUGGUUCGUUAAUUGCUUGUGAUACCUGUAAGCUAGCUAAUGAAGAUUCCAUGAAAUACCAUAUCACCUGUGCUCAAGAUACCCCAAAUUUCAAAUUAGGUUUUAAGUUAUGCUCUCAAAGACUUAACGACAAAGAUAAUAAGCUUGUGAAGAUCGACGAAGAAUACGGUAAAUUGCAACCUACAUUACUCUGUCCAAUUCAUGCUACUUCCUCGAAGAUUUAUAGUAUGAGAGCUUUGGGUAAAAGAGUAUAUGGUAUUAGUAGAGAUGAGCUUAAACCUAUUAUCCAAAUCUACUUGGAAGACCUAGUCAAGAGUAACAACGCAAGUAACAAGUUAACUGGGCCUCAAUUAAAGUCCAAUACUUAUAUAAAAAUGAUAAAGGCUUACGAAGAACAAGAAAAAAAUCAUAAGCUGAAAAAUAAUUAUUUGAAGUUGCUAAAUCUGUCGAAUAUUAUAAGCGUGAAGAAGUCUAGUGACGUAAAAUCGUGUGGAAGAUGUAAAACUACAGCAUCUCCUAUGUGGUGGAUAGAAAAAAGUAAUAAUAACAAUAGCAAUUUCAAUGAAGUUUCUGGUUCUGCAAACCAAAACUUCCUUUGUCAAACUUGCUAUCAUGUAAGAGAUGAAGAUAAAGAAUUAACUCCAGAACCUGAAAGUCAACAUUUAUUUGAUCUGCUUAAUGAGCCAUUGGAUGGAGAAAUUUAUGGUUUACAAAACAACGAUGAUAAUUUAUCGGAUAUCUAUACAAAAGAGACGAGCAACAAAAUGGAAACUAUUGCCUCUUCUGAAAAUACAAGAUCAAGAAUAACAAUAGGCGACAUCUUAAGCUGA